Messenger RNA from Pyricularia grisea, 1530 nucleotides. RefSeq lists its product as uncharacterized. The coding region runs from base 1 to 1530 and encodes 509 amino acids. NCBI's taxonomy places the organism in Eukaryota, Fungi, Ascomycota, Sordariomycetes, Magnaporthales, Pyriculariaceae. Gene Ontology annotation, molecular function: transmembrane transporter activity. The record is from RefSeq and is a predicted model, not a curated record. Gene Ontology annotation, cellular component: membrane. Gene Ontology annotation, biological process: transmembrane transport. The transcript has a single exon.
AUGGACCCCCACACUGCCAUAUCCCUUUUCUCCAUAGAGAAGUCCCAGAAGCCUAUAUCGUCGAGAGACCAGAGCCCGCUUCCCCCCGCAAAAGCACACUCACGAUCACCCCCAUCCGCAUCACAAGCAUCAGAACCCAUUCCUCUCCAGGAUCUCGGGACCUCUCCCGACGCAGCGGAUACCAAUGACCAGAAAAUUCCAGAUUCGGACCUUGAACGGAGCCAUAUCGGAUCUCCAGUCAACGGGAACACCAACACAGCGACGGCCACAGAGACCCUCCAGACAGUUUGGGACCCCUACAUGAACCGCUUCCGUCUCAUCUCGGGCUCGCUCAUAAACUUCGCCAAUGGACUCAACGACAGCGCCCCUGGCGCCUUGAUCCCAACCAUCGAGCAGCGCUUCGGCAUCGGCUACGCUGUCGUCUCGCUCAUCUUCGUCGCCAAUGCGCUCGGCUUCGUCGCGGGGGCGUUCUGCAUCGACAGCAUCCGCACCAGGCUGGGCACCGCUCGUGGCCUGGUGCUGGCAGAUGCCCUGCGCGCCAUUGGUUACCUGGCCAUCACCUGCUCGACAUUGACGCCAUUUCCCGUCAUUGCCUGCGCCUUUUUCCCGAUAGGUUUCGGUAUGGCUAUCAAUAUAUCCACAACCCAAAUCUUUUGUGGCUCGCUGCGGUCGGGGACCGCUCUUCUCGGCAUCAUUAACGGCGCAUACGGCAUCGGCGGCACCGUAGGUCCCCUAAUCGCCACGUCCAUCGUCACGGCCCCCGGCGCUACCACAGACGCAUGGUCGAGAUACUACUUCAUCACCAUGGGUCUGGCUGUCUUCAACGGCGUUUUCGCCUACAUCUCGUUUCGUCACUAUGAGCCAGAAUCAGCCCAACCUGUCCAGCAGGCGCCAAACGACAGCGUCACAAUACCGCCCAAAACCACCCCCGGUCUAGGCACUAUGCUCCAAGCCCUCCGCAACCCCGUAAUCCUCGUCUGCGCCCUCUUCAGCUUUGCCUACCAGGGUGCCGAGGUCUCCAUCAGCGGCUGGGUCAUUUCGUUCCUCAUCACGGCGCGCGGCGGCGACCCCGCUUCGGUCGGUUACGUCACGGCAGGUUUCUGGGCUGGAAUCACAAUCGGCCGGCUGCUGGUAGCGGCGCCGGGUUUGAGCACCCGCGUCGCCGGACGCGAGGUCCGCUUCGUCUUCGUCUGCACCUUUGGCUCCGCCGUCUUCGAGGCGCUCGUCUGGGCCGUGCCCAACGUCAUCGGAAAUGCCGUGAGCGUCUCCAUAGUCGGGCUGCUUCUGGGUCCCGUCUACCCCUGCGGCGUGACCGUGUGGCUCCGGUUGAUGGGCCGCCGCGAGAGGCUGAGCGGCAUGGGGGUCAUCACUGCGUUUGGGAGCUCGGGAGGUGCCGCCGCACCGUUUACGACCGGGCUGUUGGCGCAGGUGGCUGGGACUUUUGUGCUACACCCCAUCGCGAUUGGGCUUUUUGGUAUUAUGGCGGUUUGUUGGUGGUGGUUGAACAGGGAGCGCAAGCGUGUUGAGUAG